Molecule: messenger RNA, 1549 nt
Organism: Gambusia affinis (western mosquitofish)
Lineage: Eukaryota; Metazoa; Chordata; Actinopteri; Cyprinodontiformes; Poeciliidae
Product: protein ALP1-like
Exons: 4
Coding region: 124-1437 (437 amino acids)
Source: RefSeq, a predicted model, not a curated record
CAAACAUUCGAUGCAAAGCCGGAAGUAAACGACAUAGCUUGGUUGUCAGGUCUCUAACCGUUCAGAUAGGUUAGUAUGAUGCUCUCGCCGUAUCCGAGUUAACUCCCGGUUAAUUUCUCCAGAAUGGGAGACGAGGAGGAGCAGCAGCAGCGCUCCUUGAUGUUUCUCCUGACCUACAUGUUGCUAAAGCGCAGGAGAGACCUAAACCACGCAGACAUCCAGAGGCGAGAUGAAAUCCAGAGGCGCAUCCGACAUCGACAGUACUUCUUCCAGAGACAGAGGAGGAUGCUCAUGAUGAUGAUAGCGGGAGGAAUGCGCUCCAACGUCCGCAUCCGCACCCGACCCUGGACAACCACUCCCCGCUCCGAUUGGUGGGAGAGGGUGGUGAUGACGGAGUUCCAGCCCUCUGAUUGGCUGGACAAAUUCCGGAUGAGCCGGGAGACCUUCUUCUACCUGUGUGAGAAGCUGAGGCCCCGCCUGGCGCGCCAGGACACAAGCUUCCGGCUGGCGCUGCCGGUGGAGAAGCGCGUGGCCGUGGCCCUGUGGCGUCUCGCAUCCAACGUUGAGUACCGCACCAUCAGCACUCUCUUCGGCGUGGGGAAGUCCACCGUGUGCAGGUGUGUCAGAGACAUGUGCCACGCCAUCGUGGCUCUCCUCAGCUCCACGUACCUGCGUCCCCCCACCGAGCAGGAGCUGGAGGAAUCGGCCCAGCUCUUCCACUCCUACUUGGGCUUUCCUCACUGUGUGGCUGCCAUCACAACGCUUCACACAGCCAUCAUCACCCCAUCGAGCAACGCGUCAGACUACGCCAACCCCGCUGGCUGGCUGUCUGUCCUGUCGCAGGUUGCUAUCAGCGGUCAGGGCUACUUCUGGGAUGUAUGUGCCAGUUUCCCCGGUGGGACCGAUCCAGCUGAGAUCUUACAGAACUCCGCUCUGUGGGCCACAGCUGCUGAGGGAGGACUGUCUCCUGCCCAAACGCCCAUCUUCAUGGGAAAACCACUUAGGUAUGUGUUGCUGGGGGAGGCCUGCUACCCGCUCCAGAGUUGGCUCAUGAAGGCCUAUCCGGAGCAGAAGAGCCGACGGGGAUGUCGCACGGCGUUGCCGGAGCCGCAGCAGCUGUUCAACCGCCGCUUCAGCAGAGCCCUGCGUGCCUCGGAGGAGGCGCUGCUGAGGCUCAGGGCGCGCUGGCAGUGCCUGAGUAAGAGGAACGACUGCGGGCUGGACGUGGUGCCCACCAUGAUGCUGGCCUGCUGCAUUCUGCACAACAUGUGCGAGUCCCACAGAGAUGCCUUCAAAGCAGAGUGGCAGGUGGAGGUGUGUGAGGCAGAGAACCCCCAGCCCUGCCACAAAGCCCUGGCUCCUACCAGCAUGGACCAAAGUGAUGCUGAGGAGGUCCGAGGCCUCUUCUGUGACUAUUUCCAACAGCAAAGAACCUGAAUUUAGCUGCUGAAAAAGCUUUCUUAACUGGCGAAUCAAUUUUGUCUUUGCAAAUAUAUAACCUACUGAAUUUGUGCAUUCGAGGCAUAAACACUUUUUGAUGUUGAACAUA